AUGAAUUCCGAAACCACGCUUGCAGAGCCUGUGCCUCCACCGUACAGCUCCUUCAGCACCGCCAAAAAAAGAUACAUCGUUGCUACAGCUGCUGGAGCUGGUCUAUUUUCCUCCUUGUCGGCUCAAAUUUAUUUCCCAGCUCUAAACACACUGGCCAGUGACCUCAAUGUAUCAGCAUCUAUGAUCAACCUAACGGUGACGAGCUACAUGAUCUUCCAAGGAAUUGCACCCAUGUUCAUAGGUGACUUUGCGGACAGAACAGGCCGUCGACCAGCCUACAUCAUUUGCUUUAUCAUUUACAUCGCGUCAAAUAUCGGACUAGCUUUGCAGGACAGCUAUGCUGCUCUCAUCGUAUUGCGAUGCCUGCAGAGUUCCGGGAUCAGCAGUAGCGUGGCACUCUCUGCGGCUACUGUGGCUGAUAUCAGCACAAAACAGGAACGAGGGUCGAUGAUGGGCUUUGUAAUGGCCGGGAAUUUCAUGGGUCCUGCCAUUGGUCCGAUUGUUGGAGGUCUUUUGGCCCAAUAUCUGGGUUGGCGAUCGAUCUUCUGGUUCCUAACCAUCGCCUCCGGUGUAUUUUUAUUGCCUCUCCUCCUAUUUCUUCCCGAAACAGCCCGAAACGUCGUUGGUGAUGGCUCAUCUCCUGCACAGCCGUGGAAUCGGCCCUUGAUUCACCUUUUCUCUCGCCAUUAUGGGGAAAGGCAAGGUCCUUCCGACAAGGAUAGUCUUGAUCAACCUGGUAGCAGCGACUCGCCAAAGAAAACUAUUGAGCACAAACUCCAGUUCCCCAACCCUCUGAAGCCUUUGAUACUUGUAUUCCAUCCAAACUCGAUUAUCAUUCUCUUGGUAACGGGAAUCAUCAUGGGUGGAAACAUGACAGUUCUCUCAUCUAUCACGGAGAUUUACACGGCGCAGUACGGCCUGGACGAGCUUGAGAUUGGUCUGUGCUAUAUCUCGCUGGGAACUGGGUCCAUCGUGGCCUCAGUUGUGACAGGCCGCCUGCUGGACUGGAACUACCGACGCAUGGCUGCCAACAAAGCCGCCAAUUCUACUACCUCUGAACAAGACACAACCGAGGAUUCUAUUCCUAUCGAGAAGGCCCGAAGUAUGAUUACUAUUCCCCUCGUUGUCCUCGGUAGCCUCACCGUGUUGGCGUUUGGCUGGGUUUUAAAGUACGGCGCGCCUCUCGCGGCCCCAGAGGUGCUUCUGUUCUUUGUUGGCGUAGGGCAGACUGGCGGCUUUAUCUCCACUUCUACCCUGCUGGUCGAUCUACACACCGCCAACCCGGCUGCUGCUACCGCGGCCAACAACUUGGUGCGGUCUUUCUUCUCAGCCGCGGCGUCGGCUGCCAUCGACCCUAUGUUGACAGCUAUGGGUCGGGGAUGGACAUUCACGCUGGUGGCAUUUAUCUUGCUGGCGACGAUUCCGUUCCUGUUGUUGCUCUGUGGGAUGUGGCGUCAAAAGAAGGACUCACCGGAGAGAUCCGAGGACUAA
This is a messenger RNA of Penicillium expansum, 1491 nucleotides long. RefSeq names its product Major facilitator superfamily domain, general substrate transporter. The record is from RefSeq and is a predicted model, not a curated record. Gene Ontology annotation, molecular function: transmembrane transporter activity. The transcript is spliced from 2 exons. Gene Ontology annotation, biological process: transmembrane transport. The coding region runs from base 1 to 1491 and encodes 496 amino acids. NCBI's taxonomy places the organism in Eukaryota, Fungi, Ascomycota, Eurotiomycetes, Eurotiales, Aspergillaceae.